Achroia grisella is the source of this 1691-nucleotide messenger RNA. RefSeq lists its product as uncharacterized. Bases 233 to 1510 code for a protein of 425 amino acids. The transcript has 4 exons. Gene Ontology annotation, cellular component: extracellular matrix. Lineage: Eukaryota; Metazoa; Arthropoda; Insecta; Lepidoptera; Pyralidae. The record is from RefSeq and is a predicted model, not a curated record.
UUAGCGAACGUGAAAAAGUGUGACCCGUUCUUACACAUAUGAGAUCACUAUAUAAGACUUUGCAGACCCACUUUGCUCUCAUUUCGACUGACGCCAAAGUUUGGCAAAUACGCUUUAAGUUUUCGGCAACACCGAUGUAAACAUUACGGAAACCAAAACUGAAAGCAUCCUAAUAAUUACAUGACGUAAUAACAACAAUAAAAUUUAUUAGUGGGCACGCAAUUGGGCAAAAAUGAAGUCGGCACUACUCUCGACUUUCUUAUUGGCCACAACCAUCACAUACGGACUAGCAUACCACGAUCCAGACUUGAAUUACCACCUAGGCCAAGUACAAAAGCUGCAAAACUGUGAUAAUGGGUACUCCUACCCUACACCAGCCAUUCAACUGACCACCUCUGGAGUUAAAGUGGCUGCUCCACCAGCAAUUGUACCCCAGCAAGUAAUAUCUGCGCCUGUGUAUCAGUAUUCACAAGCUGUAGCUCCUCAAAUUUCAUACGCCCCACAACCAGCGCCUGUAUAUCAGCCAACAAUCUUAUCUCAAAACGAUGCGCCGGUAUAUUCGACAAAAGAAGUACACGGAUACGCUACUUCCGCGGGAUUGUCAUCUGCAGCCUCAUCAGGGAGAAGAGUGACUCCACUCGCAACGUACGCUCAAGCGCCUAUAAUAGCAAAAGUAACAGCUGCUCCACUAUUUGCCAGGUUCUCUAUAACUCCACCUAAAACAACUUACUUGACCCAAAAUUCAAUUUCCCAACAAGCAUACACCGGAUCAUUGGCAAAAGCAUCGCUGAACUCCUAUAGUGUUCAAGGCGGAGGACCAGUAGUAUCUCAAGUGUAUGCAGCACCUUCUGCAGGAUACGCCACGUCUCCUGCUUUGAGAGUGCAACAAAAUCAAGUUAUUACGCCUGCCACCUACAACGUUGCUGCGCCUGCUGUGACUCGGUACACACAGGCUGUUCAAGCUCCACAAGUGACUCAAGUUGCACCAGUCACCCAAUAUGCUACAUCUUCAGUUACACAAGUAGGAGGAACCUCGACACAGUACUUUAGACCAGCACAAUACUCUACGCCUGUUAUCACUCAGUACACAAAUCCAGCUGUAACUCAGUAUGCAGUGCCAACUGUUGCGCAGUAUACACAACCAGCUCAACAGGUGCAGAGAAUCGCGCCAAUUUCACACAUUAGUGCCCCGGUUUUACCAUCAGUGUCAGUACCCGUCACAGGUGUCCAAAGUGGUCAUAUCAGCGCUACACCUGUCGCUGUUAAGAACGUACACACAGAAUUUUUGGAAAAUUAUGACGCCCAUCCACGAUAUGCUUACGAGUAUAGCGUCAACGAUCCACAUACAGGUGACAUAAAGCAACAAAGAGAAGAACGAGACGGUGAAGUUGUCAAAGGUCAAUAUUCUUUGGUGGAGCCGGACGGAUCAGUGCGGACAGUGGACUACGUAGCCGACUGGGAGACCGGUUUUCACGCCGACGUGCGUAACAGCAAAGACAAUCAACAUUAGAGUACCCACAACCCCACUUCGAUGGAAUUGGGGCAAUAUUCGCCAUAUACGGAAUAGGUGGACAAUGCUAGAAUUAAUCAGAAAUUUAUGUAUGUAAAGAAUAAUGUUGGUCUGUUACGAUUAAUACUUCGAUAUCGUUUACCGAUCAAUCACAUUGGCACAUGGAAAAGAAAAAAGAAGA